GAAUUGCCUACUUUCGCUUUCGUUGUGGCUGGCGUUGCGCGCGGACAAAGGCAGACGAGUUGAAGAAAAUAUUGUUUUGAGUCGAUCUUCGACGGAAAAAGGAUGAAAUAUUUUCUUUGCUUUGCUUUCCUGUUCUACCUGAGCAGCUGUGCUCUCGGGAAACAAUCCCCUCCAAAGGUGCAGGUUUAUAGCCGUAACCCUGGCAAGCUGGAUGAUGCCAACCAAAACACCCUGAUCUGUCAUGUCAGUGGCUUCCACCCUCCUGACAUCACCAUCAUCCUUGAGAAGAAUGGGGUCGAGAUUCCAGGAGCCCAGCAAACUGACCUGGCCUUUGAGUCAGGCUGGCAGUUCCACCUCACCAAGUAUGUUCCCUUUCAACCAAAGAAAGGGGAAACAUACACCUGCAAGGUCAGGCACAUGACUACCACCAAGACAUACACCUGGGAACCCGAUAUGUAAGAUUGAGAAAGCCGAGGGGAAAGAAAGACAGCUUGUUUUUGCUCACAGGAUCCACUAGUUGAAGUGAAUCUCGUCUCAUCAAAGUGGAAAUGACUACACAACUUAAAGCAAUGACUGUCUUCUCAAAUUUUGGCUUAGAAAAAGCGAGUUUCCUAUGCAUUGCUAAAGCUAUUGCACAGUAAUUGUUUGGUGGUGGGACAUUGAAUAGUAACCACUAGAUGGAGGUGUUGUUUAAUAUGCCUGAGAGAAAGAGCAUGGCCAUUUGGGUAAAAAUGGCAUGAGGGUAAUAAAAUCUUUAUUUAAUUUUAGGUGAUUGUGCUUGUGCUCUACUGUAUGUUUCAAGGGAUAUUUCUUAGCUCUAAGCCAGAUCUACUUAUCUGAUCACAUUGUAAUGAGGGGAAACACUAUAAGCACUUUUGUACAUGAGGUAGUUUCACACUAUGUGCUAGUGAAUAUUUUCUAAAAAUAAUAUGUUAGAAGCAAGGAAUAUAGGAACAUGGGCCAGCUCUAGUUUGAUCUUCAUUGUGGCCAGGUGAAGUAAACAGAUUAUUUUGCACUUCCCAUAGCAAGACAAUUACUUGUAAUUGUUAUUCUCUUGCAAAUAAACAAUUGUAAAGAAAUCA
Molecule: messenger RNA, 1082 nt
Organism: Sardina pilchardus (European sardine)
Lineage: Eukaryota; Metazoa; Chordata; Actinopteri; Clupeiformes; Clupeidae
Product: beta-2-microglobulin-like
Exons: 4
Coding region: 103-459 (118 amino acids)
Source: RefSeq, a predicted model, not a curated record